Messenger RNA from Cryptomeria japonica (Japanese cedar), 1627 nucleotides. Its product is annotated as cytochrome P450 71AU50-like. Gene Ontology annotation, molecular function: heme binding; oxidoreductase activity, acting on paired donors, with incorporation or reduction of molecular oxygen; monooxygenase activity. Bases 39 to 1586 code for a protein of 515 amino acids. The transcript has 2 exons. Lineage: Eukaryota; Viridiplantae; Streptophyta; Pinopsida; Cupressales; Cupressaceae. The record is from RefSeq and is a predicted model, not a curated record.
CAAGUUGCUUUAAAUACUGAUAAGUUGAUAUCAAAGAUAUGCAAGCCGGGCUAUCCAAACGAAACAUGGCAUGGCUCAAUUUCCCUGCAGUGGAGCUGGGUUUUUCGCUCAUCUUCCUCUGGAUAAUAUACAGAUUUCUGACAGCAAGCAAGAGAAACAAAGGAAAGUUGGGAUUGCCACCAGGGCCACGGCCAUGGCCACUAGUAGGCAAUCUCCAUCUCUUGGGAACCUUUCCUCCCAAGUCCGUGACUCAGCUCGGAAAAAAGUACGGACCCAUUAUGUUUCUACGCCUGGGCUCGGUACCCACGGUUGUGGCCUCUUCUCCUGCCAUGGCCAAAGAGUUUCUUAAAACCCAUGAUUUGAUCUUCGCCAGCAGACCAGCUACAUCGGGGGCCAAGUACCUGGGCUACGAGCGCAGAGACGUGGCGCUGGCCCCCUAUGGAGAAUACUGGCGGCAGAUGAGAAAGUUGUGCACGAUGGAAUUACUGACGACCAAGAGAACGGAGUCAUUCAGGUGGGUAAGAGAAGAAGAGGCGACAGCCAUGGUGAGAUCUGUGUGGGAAGGAAGUGAGAAGGGCAUGCGUUCCGUCGAACUGCGGAAUCUCAUCUCCACCCUCUCACUCAACACUAUCUGCAGAAUGUUUGCAGGCAGAAGAUACUCCGAACUGAGCGGAGGCGAUUCGUUUUUAGAGAUAAUGACUGAAAUUAUGCAUCUGUUGGGAGUAAUUAUUGUGGGGGACUACAUUCCCUCUCUUUCCUUUCUUGAUUUGCAAGGCUACCGCCGCCGUAUGAAGGCCGUUCAUAAAGCAUACGAUGCGUUUGCCGAGAAGCUGAUCGAUGAGCGCGUUGAGCUGAGGAGGAGGAGGAGUAAAAGGUCGGACAAUCCGGACCUUUUGGACGUGAUGCUGGACAUGGGUGAGAGCGAAAGUUCCGAGAUUCAAGUCUCUCGCCUUUCAAUCAAAGCAAUCAUCUUGGAUAUGCUACUUGCUGGAGUAGACACAUCUCUUAUAACUAUAGAAUGGGCGAUGACUGAGCUGCUGAGAAACCCUAAAGUAAUGGCAAGGGCGCAACAAGAGAUUGAAUUGCAGGUUGGGAGAGAUCGCAUUGUAAGGGAGAGUGAUCUUGUAAACUUAGAUUACUUGCGGUGUGUGAUGAAGGAAACAUUUCGAUUACAUCCAGUAGGGGCCUUUAUGGUGCCACACGAAUCCACUGAGGGUUGCAAUGUGGGAGGAUAUUACGUUCCACCAAAAACAAGGUUGCUUGUGAAUGUUUGGGCAAUGGGAAGGGAUGAUUGUAUUUGGAAAGAUCCUUUAGAAUUCAAGCCUGAAAGAUUUAUUGGGUCAAGCAUAGAUCUGAAAGGCCAACACUUUGAAUUGUUGCCAUUCGGAGCAGGGAGGAGGGGAUGCCCCGGAAUGUCCAUGGGGAGUUCCGUUGUUCACUUGGCUGUGGCUCAGCUCAUACAUUGCUUUGAUUGGAGUGUGGAGGGUGAGGUGAAUAGGGAAGAAGAGUUUGGUUUGAGCUUACCUAAAAAGUUUCCUCUUUCUGCUCUUCCCUCCUGGAGGCUCGCCACUGAAGGGCCACCAUAGCCUUGGAUAGAGUUGAGAGAUAAACUAUUAAUAUAGACAAU